Venustampulla echinocandica is the source of this 3045-nucleotide messenger RNA. RefSeq lists its product as uncharacterized. The record is from RefSeq and is a predicted model, not a curated record. Gene Ontology annotation, cellular component: membrane; cortical endoplasmic reticulum; cytosol. Bases 1 to 3045 code for a protein of 1014 amino acids. NCBI's taxonomy places the organism in Eukaryota, Fungi, Ascomycota, Leotiomycetes, Helotiales, Pleuroascaceae. Gene Ontology annotation, molecular function: sterol binding. The transcript has 12 exons.
AUGCUUUGGGGCAACGAACGUGAGCGUGAAUAUGUGCGUGACCGACGGGGUGGAAGUGGGAGUAGUCGUCGUAGAAGUGCGUCCCCAAGCCCUGCACUUGAAAGAGAUAAGUAUAGUCCUAGUCCUCCACCAAGGAGCGAGCCUCCACCGAUGGGCGGGCAGCCUUUACCGGACUAUGAAAAAGACGAUACACACGAACGUAACCAUAGAGGCGACUCCGAACACUCCAGCUCGGUUACGAAUCAAGAAGAGCCCAAGUAUUCCGAAUCUCGUGAACGUGAACACGUCGGAUUCGCUCCUGGAACAAAGGAGCCUCCUCAAAUCCCUCAUGAGUAUGAUGAUAGGGAUAUUGAACGUGGCCCUGACCCGGGCCGACGUAUUUCUCCAGAGGAGCGGGCUUUUUCCACCGCCCUUUCCCGAUCUCUCUAUUCGCGAGAAAUAUAUGGCGAAUUCGACUACCCAUCUGGGGCCCUCCGCUAUUUAAGUGCAAUUGGGAUUAAGCCAAGCUCGGGAAGAACCAAAGUAGGAAAGGUGAAUUUGGCAGUGAUGAUGAGGAUGUACUUGAGCACCAUCAGACGAGAUCUUAUAAUUUUUGCCAGCAGGUGUGAGGAUAGACGUGACGCGUCACUCGAGCGUAUGGAUCACGACAGCAUGAUGGAGGCGGGAAAGUUAUUAGAAACUUACUGCGGCGCCAUCGAGAACUAUAAAAAAAUGUGUGAGUACCAGUUCGAGGGUGAAAACGACCCUUUUAUCCUGGAUUCUCAACACGGCCUCAACUUCCAAGCCAUGGUCGAUGCCGAGUUGAUACACAACAGCUCCAUUUCCACCUUCCAACCCCGCCGGAAUCGACCCUACGACGGUUCCCGCGGUGCCAAAAACAAACGAGAAGUCAUUUAUACCUUCUUCAUGGCGCUUUUAGGGGGUUCAGCACUUCUGGCUCCUAUGGUCCUGAUGACUCUUAAAAAGAGCCUUCACCUAACUGUCAUUACCGUCUGUGUUUCUGUCGUUAUUGUUUCCGGGGCAUUGGCGCUGUUUAGUCGUAAAUCCGCGUUUGAGAUUUUGGGAUUGACUGCUGCCUAUGCGGCUGUCCUUGUGGUGUUUCCGUGGAAGGGAUCUAGUGAGGUUGCUGCUAGGCUCGAGGCGGAAGCCAAAAUGCGCUACUCGAGUGGUGACGAUCUCAAAAAGAAGGAUAUGGGAUGUUCAAAUCACCAGCAUAAGCCUCAGCAUACGGAGGCAAGGCUCUACUCGGCCUCCAGCGUCCCUUUGUUCCGAUCUGUCGCUCGGUCUCAACAGAAUGACGAAGGCCGUGUGCAGCCAAGCAACACCCCACCUAAGUUCCAGCCCACCACUGCCGGCGCCGGCGCUGCUGCUGCUGUAUGUACUCGUGCUGUACAGCCCAUUUAUUCAUCAACAACACCACCAACCACAGCAGAACUGCCAGUGUCACCGUCAGCCGCCUUUUCGCUAGAACCAGAGCGUGCUGCAAAUAUGGUUAGCUUGGUGCAUUCCCAUCGACGGGCUUCCGCUGCAAGCAACCGGUCCUCAAUCGACGAUAGAAGCUCCCCCGGUACCCCAGACGAUGACACCACGGUCGUGGAGCCAGAUCAGGGCAAUGUUGCGGCCUGGUGCGGAUCUGAGUCGAGUGGUGCUGCCGACCUUUAUACUGGAGCCCAAAACUUCAUGGCACAUCCUGAGACGUUACUACCUAUGCCCGAGAUCGAUGACCCCGUACAGAGGUUUGUGUCUGUUGUCAAAUUCUACUUGAGUGGAUGGCACAUCAGACCGGCCGGCGUGAAGAAACCCCUCAACCCCAUUUUAGGAGAGCGGUAUACCUGCUACUGGGAGUUCCCAGAUAAUACCAAAGGCUACUACAUCUCUGAACAAACAUCACACCACCCUCCGAAAUCUAGCUACUUCUACAUGGCUCCCGAACACCACAUACGGAUCGAUGGGACUCUGAAACCACGGAGUAAAUUCCUGGGCAAUUCAGCGGCGAGCUUGAUGGAGGGAAUUGCAAUACUGCGAUUUCUGAAUAGGGGAGGCCCAAAAGGGGAGAGUUACAUCAUUUCUCAACCUAACAUGUAUGCUCGGGGCAUUUUGUUUGGGAAAAUGAAAUACGAGCUCGGUGAUCAUAGUUUUGUGCGGUGUCCCGAGCUAGGUCUGUCUGCAGAUGUGGAAUUCAAGACUAAGGGGUAUUUUGGUGGGACCUAUAAUGCUAUUGGCGGAACUAUCAAGAACGAUAAGACUGGGGAAAUUCUCUAUGAGCUUUCAGGGAUGUGGACAGGGGAGAUGUUUAUUAAGGAUAUGAGAACGGGGAAGAAAGAGUUGCUGUUCGAUGCUACACAUGCGAGACAUACACCGCCCAUGGUGCGUCCACUCGAGGAACAAGAUGAUCGCGAAUCGCAGAAAUUAUGGCGCAAGACUGCUGAAGCAGUUAAGCAACGCAACCAUGAGCUAGCCACGGAUGAGAAGACCAAGAUCGAGGACAUGCAAAGAGACGAGGCUGCUAGAAGAGCAGAAGAGGGCGUGGAAUGGACUCCAAAGCUUUUCAGACCAGUUAGAGGAGGUCCAGGCGGCCCAGAUGAAGGCGAGGAAGAUCUAGAUUGGAUCUUGAACGCUAAUAUUGAUGGCGACACGCCCGAAAAACAAACCCAGCAGAUUCUGGCAGUUGCCCCUAUUCUACGCGACCAAAACUACAACGAGAAGAACCCGAUACCUCAACACCAUCCCACUUCGCAAGCGCCCACAACAUCCCAAAUUACAGAGCCAACACCGGAUCUUUCAUCCAACGGGGACAGCAAUUUAAUAGACUUCGGCCAAAACGACGCUGCUCCGAAAGCACCUGUCGGUGCCUUCACCAGCCAACCCGACAAGAAAAUCAAAGAUGUCCUUCAGGCUACGAGCACAAUAUCAGCGCCGGAGACACCUCUGAUCCAUUUCCAAGACGAGAUGAAAAGAGAUCUCCCAGCUGUUGACCAAAGUGCCUUGGUCAGGAAAGACACUGAUACGCAUAGUAUAGAUGAGUUCGUCGAUGCUGAGGGAUAG